Messenger RNA from Python bivittatus (Burmese python), 1241 nucleotides. The record is from RefSeq and is a predicted model, not a curated record. NCBI's taxonomy places the organism in Eukaryota, Metazoa, Chordata, Lepidosauria, Squamata, Pythonidae.
UAGGGGUUGAAAAGGCACUGAUUUGUUUCUAAGCUGAAACCGUCAUCAUGUCUAAAGAGGUGAAGGAACUCCAGAAACGGUGGCACGUGGUGAUGGAUACAGUACAUAGCAACUCUCAUGUUGUUGCUUUUAUGAACUCCAGAGUUGGCCAGUACCUUGAUGAUCAUCCUUUCGCUGCCCUCUCCUUGCUGGUAUUUAUUGCAGCCUCAGCGAUUCCAAUUGCAUUUUUUCUGGUUUUUGUCGUCACUACAACCGUCCUGGCUUGCAUCGGAGUGAUCGUCAUGGAAGGUUUCGUAAUAUCCCUGGGUGGGGUCACUUUGCUGUGCAUUCUUGGAGGACUGGGCAUGCUGUCACUGGUGGUUUCCGGAGUGCUGAGCGUUUGCUACCUGUCUCUUACAACCCUGCUCAGCUACUGGCCCAUUCAAGAGGGCCUGUCAAAGAAAGAGAUUGCCAAUGGAAGCAGUUUUGUCUCAAGCAACCUUUGUGACGAAGAUGCAGAAGCUACUAACAAGGAGUGAAUAAAUUGGAUAGCUGCUUGAAAUGUUUCUUACAGUGGCACUUUAAAAAAUGUAGCUGGGAAGGCAUCCUUGUUACUCUGUAGAAUUGUUUACCUCUCUCAAGAUGAUCAGGGUUCAGCUCCUUAUUAUGGGAAUUGGAGACAAAUGUUUCCCAAGGCUGCCACUGAGGCAGCCGAGCCCUCGUCAGUUUAUUUAGGGAACCUGAAUUUCUCGGCAGCUUUUAGGCAAGGCUUUCGUGCACGGGUGCUCCCGCAAUGGCUGGUUUCCAGCUCAUUCGCUCUUCACUUUGACAAGGCAAGGAACACAAUGACAGUGUUGAUUUCAAUGAGGGGAGUGGGAUGGGGGGAUCUCUCUAAGCCUGACGACAUUGCUGGUGAUGGCGAGCAGAACAGAAAUACAGGCACUGGCGAAGACCCCAUUAAAGCAGGUGUUUUUCUUUUUGUGUUUUGGUUGGAGGUCAAACAUUUUUGGUUGUUUCUAGGGCAUUUGGGAAUGAUGUUCUGCCAUUUGUUCGUUUCUCAUUGUGCUAGGCAUCUAGCAGCUUUGCAGAAUGCCAGAUGGUUAAGCACAGUGCCUUCUUUUAUGCAGGUUUUAGAAUACAGGUCAUUCUAGCUCUGGUUUGCAUAUUUUCAUUUUUUUUAAACUAUUAAUGUGUUUUCCUCCUGCUUUGAUGGAAAGCUGUCAUCAGAUACUUUUGCCAGUAAAUCAUUACUUUUCAUCCAA